Triplophysa rosa is the source of this 3717-nucleotide messenger RNA. RefSeq names its product RAB12, member RAS oncogene family (gene rab12). Lineage: Eukaryota; Metazoa; Chordata; Actinopteri; Cypriniformes; Nemacheilidae. Gene Ontology annotation, biological process: cellular response to insulin stimulus; Golgi vesicle fusion to target membrane; regulation of exocytosis. Gene Ontology annotation, cellular component: synaptic vesicle; endosome; plasma membrane. The transcript has 7 exons. Bases 700 to 1407 code for a protein of 235 amino acids. Gene Ontology annotation, molecular function: GTPase activity; GTP binding. The record is from RefSeq and is a predicted model, not a curated record.
AUGUAGGUUUCUUUAUUAUUUAGUCAAGAACACGUUUUUGAAAUGCCAAACGCAACAUUAUUUAUUUUUCCUUUUUGCAUUAUAAGUACAAACAUGAACAAGGAACACAUUCAACUCAAAUACGGUAGCACUGACGUAAAAAGUGAAAUAAGAGAUUUACUUAAAUAGAGAUGUAUAGGCUAUUCAAUUUGAACCAGAUUUUAAGUAAACUCUUAAAGCAACAAAAAUCUGGUAUGUUUUAUUGUUGUUGUGUAUAAAUCAGAGUUUUACAUGCAAUACUAGUAAAGCUGGCAACAUUCAAGCUAACUGAUCGUUUUCAUAAUAGGAAAUGUAUAUAUAUAUACUUUUGUGGGGCUAAAUAUAAAAUGAAAACAGCCCAGAAAUGAUUAUUUAUAUUACAAUAAAUAAAAUAGAUACAUAAACAGCUUUUCGAAGUUUCUUCGAGUCGACAGUGUCGAAACACUUAGAAAUGGAGGAAUUAACAGGAUACAUUUCAUUAAUAAUUGUAUUCGUAAUUUUAAAGUAGACUUAAAUAAUCUUAUUAGAAUAGAAGAUGAAUCUUCAAAUUUGAUCCCAAAGGGAAUUCUGGCGCUUCCUUCGGAAUGCGUCUGAACAGGAAGUCGCGCCGGUGACGUCACCUCCGCUCUCGUAUUCCCAGCGCAGGACAACAACUGAAUGUGGACGGGCUGUUAGCGGCGGAUGGAUUCGGGAUACGGUGUCCAGCGGAGGGCCGGCGGCGGCUCACCCGCUGUGGGAGCGUCGCAGCGCCGCAGGAAGAUGCCACCCAGAGCCGCUGAUUUCAAACUGCAGGUGAUCAUUAUCGGCUCCCGCGGCGUGGGGAAGACCAGCCUGAUGGAGAGGUUCACGGACGACACCUUCUGCGAGGCGUGCAAGUCAACUGUGGGUGUGGAUUUUAAAAUCAAAACGGUAGAGCUGAGAGGAAAAAAGAUCCGGCUCCAGAUCUGGGACACAGCGGGUCAGGAGAGGUUUAACAGCAUCACUUCAGCGUAUUACCGUGGUGCAAAAGGCAUCGUUCUGGUCUAUGACAUCACCAAACAGGAAACCUAUGAUGACCUGCCCAAAUGGAUGAAAAUGAUCGACAAGUAUGCUUCAGAGGAUGCUGAACUCUUAUUGGUUGGAAACAAGUUGGACUGUGAAUCUGAUCGCAUCAUCUCACGACAGCAAGCUGAGAGGUUUGCUUCACGGAUAUCGGGAAUGCGUUUCUGUGAAGCGAGUGCCAAGGAUAACUUCAACGUGGAUGAGAUCUUUCUGAAACUAGUGGAUGACAUUUUGAGUAAGAUGCCACUUGAAGUCCCCAUCAGAGAGCUGUCCAACAGUGUCCUGUCCCUUCAGCCCGAACCCGAUAUUCCACCAGAGUUUCCUCCUCCUCGCAUGCGCUGCUGUUGAGAAUCCCGACACCUCCUUCACGUUCAUAACCCAACACGCACUGUUACAGCCUUCCGCCACCAGAGAGCGAAACGCUCAUGACGAGAGACUCCAACUCAUAUGGAGCGAGACGAAAGCCAAGCAUAUAAUCAUCUCGCGCGGUAAAUAAACGGUAGAUUGUGUCAUGUAUUCUAUAUUUUGGUACUUCUAGAUGUCAGCAUGGAACGUGGUAUCAUCACAUGCACACAUUGAUUCCCGAUGGCCCAUACUUGCACUACCUCAUUUCUGGGAAGCACAGGAGUGCAUUUUUCCGACACGUGCCUUUCCCUGUCGGAGACCACCGCAGACGUGUCACAGACACGGAUGAUUGGAACACUUAUCAGAUCUCAUUUGCAUAUGAUUUAAUUAGAGACGGGAAACACAAAAGCAUUGCUAUUUGAUGACGGAUACUCCACCCUAUUCAUCUUCAUCUUAUUAAGAUUUCCUCACUAAUACCAGAUCAAUAAAUCAAGCGCUGAUCGUCAGCUCUUUUGAAAAGCAAAAUGGGUAUCAUUUCAUGCCAAGUGUAUCCAUAGUGGUUCAUUUUCCUUAUUUUGAAUCACCAGCGUGGUCGUGUUGACGUCUUUAUGCAUUACAUUCAAUCAGUGUUAUUGUUUUUGAGCGGAUGACUUGUUUUUGUGCAUGUGUGUUUUGCACUACAAUCCGUUCGUAGGUAGUUUACGAACAGCUGAACGUUAAUGAAAAGCCUGUGCACAUAGAUUAAUGUUAUCAUUUGCCAUCUGUAGUUCCAGAGCUUGUUGCUUAGUAAUACUAUUGAUGCUGUUUGACUUUAGUAGAAUGAAAAAGAGUGCUUUACUGGGUUUCCAAGUCGUUGGAACGUGGAACUGAACUGCUCACUUCGAAAGGGCUAUUCUCCACGGAGAGCAUGAUGAAGGAUAAAAAGGACAUUUGAGAGAAUUGUUUUGAUACUGUUUCAGUGUUACUAACUAAAGUACAACACUCAUUAGUUAACAUCAUCAUGCCUUAGUGUUACUGAAGAACCACUGACUCUGUUACAUUUACAUUACUGCUGCAGACGUUGAGUUAUGUGGAUUGGCUGCAGAGAUGAAGGACUGCAGUUAUGGGAUAGGUAUAGAAUUUGAUUGGUUGACAGAUGUGGCUUCUGUGAGUUUGUGGGAAUAUUUUGCAGCUUUUAAUGGAACCGUUGUAGAAAAUGAGGAGUGUUGACAGUGUCACUGUGCCUCGACAAAAAAAGACAUUGUGUUUCAUAUUGGGAUAAUCUCACAUGACAUGAGUCGGUCAUAUUUCACUCCAAAAUAAAUAAAUAAAAAUUACAUUUUAUUUAGAUAUUCAUUAUUUUUGCACAUUUUGUUCGUGAGAUUUGUGCUAAUUGUGAUUAAAUUAGUGUCGCAGCAAAAAUAGUUUCUAUAGUCAUAAUAAAUAUUUUUUCUGUUAAUUUGAGGGUGAAAUAUGAGUGAGGUUCAUUUUAAUACAAACAAACUGAAGUGUGGUGUGUGUGUUUAUGCUGUGUUUCAGUAUGUGCCUGUCAGAAACCAGUGUUAUACUAAACAACAACAACAACAAAUAUGUCCGCGUCUGUUUUUUGUAUUUGAGGGAUUAAUAUCUGAGUAUUACUGAUAUUAAAAUCUGAUUUUUCUUUUCUUUGUUAUUCUAAAAUAGCCCAGUUGCUCCUACGUUGAAUUGAACUACUUUUAUUUGUCAGAUUUUUCUUCUAACUGUAAGGCUUAAAAUGUUUUUUUUUUACAGUAUUAUGGAACGUGUACUAACCUCACAAUGUUCAUGUUUGAAGGCUUGUGCCAUUUUAGAACUUUGUAAGAUACUCUGACAAAACAGUCUGUUUCACCAAGUGCUAUUUGCUUUCUCAGCACAAUUGGCAGAUUUUUACUUUAUAAAGCUUUAACCUUUUUUGCAACAAAAUAAUUUAAACAGACCUUUUGUCUUUUUAGUUUCUUGUUUAUGUAGUCAGUAGAGAAACUGUUAAUUUUUUCUUCUGUUCUUCUGAAAUUAUUCAUUCAAUCCAGCUUUCACUUUACAACUCUGUAGGGUUUCCUUAGUCUAGCAAAACAUGUUGCCAUUAUGAAUUUUUAUUUUGUACAGAAUAGUCUUUUAUCUCGACUCCCUCGGCCGACUUCGGUAUUAACAUUGCAAAAACAAAAAGAUCAAAUGGAUCCUGAUAGCAUUGCGGAGUUUGUACUAAUAAGUUGAUGUUUAGGUCUUUGAAACAGUUUGGCAUGUUUAAACAGUUUUGUGUAUUUAUAACUUGUGGCAUUCUUAAACUAAUGACGUGCAAAUAAAGAUCUAUAUUUAUUA